Dentiscutata erythropus is the source of this 369-nucleotide messenger RNA. The record is from the annotation of a GenBank genome assembly. Lineage: Eukaryota; Fungi; Glomeromycota; Glomeromycetes; Diversisporales; Gigasporaceae.
AUGCCACCUAGACGUAGUCAUCUGUUUAAACAAAAAAGACAACCUAUCAGGCAACUCUUCACUAAACAUAGACCAGAAGUAAAGAUUAUAUAUCAUCAAAUACUAUUUGGAAGCUUAACUCAUAUUUCUGAAAAUGAGGAAACUCAAAUUAAUAAAAAUCCUUCACACAAUGCUAUUAUAAUCGACCUACCUCCUUUGCAUAAUGAUUUACCAUCUUCACCUCCUUUGCACGAAGAUUUUUCACUGCACGAUGUAAUUAUAAUCGACUUAAUUGAUGAUUCGCCUCUUUCACCUUUUUCGCAUGAAGAUUCUCCUCCUUUGCAUGAUGAUUCUCCUCCUUUGCAUGAUGACUCACCUCUUUCACCUUAA